Messenger RNA from Zea mays, 904 nucleotides. RefSeq lists its product as uncharacterized. The transcript has 5 exons. The record is from RefSeq and is a predicted model, not a curated record. Gene Ontology annotation, cellular component: nucleus; mitochondrial matrix. NCBI's taxonomy places the organism in Eukaryota, Viridiplantae, Streptophyta, Magnoliopsida, Poales, Poaceae. Gene Ontology annotation, biological process: replication fork processing; error-prone translesion synthesis; mitochondrial DNA replication. Bases 261 to 665 code for a protein of 134 amino acids. Gene Ontology annotation, molecular function: chromatin binding; DNA-directed DNA polymerase activity.
UGCCCAUAUAACCUGCCAAAACCGAGCGAACCACAUCCUGUCAACGUUGGUGGCAGGCGAUCCAAGGAAAGCGAUGACGGCGUACGACCCCAAAGACGACGUCAACCGCCUCUUCGCUUGCUUCAAAUGUGGCGUCUCCCCUCCCAAGUCGGCCUUUAGGGAGAGGCCGCUCCUGCAGGCCAAGAAGUCAUGGGACUCGCCCGUGUCGGAGACUGCCGGUAGCGAUGGCCAAAGCUCCUCCGAGGUUUCCACCACGCUAGAUGCUGCGACGUCUUGUGCUUCCACACCGGAUGCCGCAACGAACAAGCGCGGCACCGUCGUCGACCAAUUCUACAAGCCGCAAGCACAUGUCCCCAGUCGUGUUCUACGACUCCCCUCAGGGUGCCCAAGUUAAAAAGCCGCGGAGCUUCCUGAGGCUGCUUCACGUGAUCCGCAUUGAUCUGAAGAAGCAAACCGACUUCAACCCCAGGGAUGUUAUUUGGGCUACAUUUCCUAGGCAAGACGAGGAGAUCAGGUUCUCUAAGGCAUACACACAUACCAAUGUCUUUUGCUAUCAAGAGCGUAUGUCCGGUACGAGAAGGUUCCUUGUGUCUACAUACGACGAGUUCUGGAAAAGGUACAACGAUAUGGAUUCCAAAACUCGCCAUCACUAUGAGGUUAUCUAAGAGGUAAGCUAUAUCUUUUGUUGAUUCCAUGUUGAAAUGGGUUGCAUGGUAUUUUGCAAGCAAUUCUUUUUUGAAAGAUUGGUUUCAUGUUCUAUUCCUAGAUUUGAUGUGGAAUAUAUAAGUAAAAAGAAUAGUUGGUAAAACGCAUAAAUGUCCUUGACCUUCCUUUACAGUGGAGGUUAUUCUUGGGCUGCCAAAUUGUUUCAAAAUGAGUCUUUCCUUAACCUUGGGUAAUGUGA